Passer domesticus (house sparrow) is the source of this 2721-nucleotide messenger RNA. It is a transcript of the gene INAVA, whose product is annotated as innate immunity activator. Gene Ontology annotation, biological process: positive regulation of protein ubiquitination; adherens junction maintenance. The record is from RefSeq and is a predicted model, not a curated record. The transcript has 7 exons. The coding region runs from base 829 to 2460 and encodes 543 amino acids. Lineage: Eukaryota; Metazoa; Chordata; Aves; Passeriformes; Passeridae.
GCUAGGCUGUGCUGGGCUGCGGUGCCACACCACAGCGAACUGCAGCACCCCCUGCUGUGGUGUGCCAGGCCAUGCUGUGACACAUCUGUACUGUACCAUAACAUUCCAUGCCGUGCCACAGCUGUGCCAUGCCGCACAGUGCCAUUCCGUCCCACGCAGCGCCGUGCGGUGCAGCCGCUGCAGGGCCGUCCAGCGGGGCGGGGACUGGGGCAGGUGUUGCUCACCCUGCUCCUCCCUCCGCUCAAGCCCAGACCCGUCCGUGCCCCGGCGCAGCGCAGCCGGCAGCGGCGGCGGGCUCAGGUAAGGGAUUCUCCCACCCCGCCGGGACCCCCGGGGCCUCCGUCCUGCCUCUGGCCGCCCAGUGCGACGUGGAGCGGUCUGGGGAAACUGAGGCAUGGCCAGGCGACGGCGCUGGAAAAGCGGUGUGAACCCCCACCCCCCCGUCCCACUGCGCCCCUUUCACUCCCUCUCCAAGAGUUUGGGAGUCUUGGGGUGCUAGGGACCCCCUUUUCCGAGGCCGGCGGUCGCCCCACCCCAGGAUCUGCCACCAGCCCAGAUGGAAAAGAAAGGAAAACUGGGAGAGGUGCCUAGCGAAACCAGCUGGGGCGGGAGCGAGGGGCCCCUCGGCCCUCCCCCCCACCGCACCCUGACCACCUUUGACCCUUUCGAGGGUGUCACCCUCCCCCGCUUCGCGCAGUCCGCACCCUUUAUUUAUGGUAGGACCUACAAGAAGGCAAAGCAAACAUAGCCUCGCCUCCCCUCCACCGCCAUCGCGGCACGCCCGGGGUGACAGUGAGAGAUUUUAGGGGUGCAGGGUGGGAGGCACCCAUGAGUGCAGCCCGGCUGGGGGCGUGGGGACGAACUGUGUCCCCGCUGUUGCCCGCAGGCUCUCGGCGCGGCAUGGGGGAGGCGAGUGACAUGGACAGCGGAAUCAUGCUGCACUCGGGCCCUGACAGCCCAGUGUCCCCACCGAAGGAGCGGGUGCAGGUGGGGCAGCGGCAGCAGCAGGCACUGGAGGCCCAGCUUGAUGGCUGCAUCCAGGAGCUGCGACAGCUGUGCCUGCGUGAGGCGGAGCUGACGGGGACCCUGCCCUGCGAGUACCCCCUGAAAGCUGGCGAGAAGCCCCCCAAGGUCCGUCGCAGGAUCGGGGCUGCCUUCAAGCUGGAUGAGAUCGCCAUUCUGCAUGGGGUGGACCCUCUGGAACGGGAGCGGGCACUGCAGCUGCAGAUUGCCGAGGCCUCCCGCCGGCUCUGCCACGAGGAGAACAUUGGCCGGCAGGUGCGCAAGAGGCGGCAGACGGCAGCACUCCGGGAGGAGCAGAAGCUGCGAGAUCUGGAACAGGUCUUGAGCCAGCGGCGGCUCCAGGCAGGGCAGCGGGACACCAGUACUGCCAAGGAGGACACACGGCCACCAGGACCUGCCACCCCACAGAGGUCCCCAUCUCCCAAGGACCCCACCAAGGAGGAGGAGGAGCAUUCAGGGCUUCUGAUGCCACCCCCCAUUCCCUGGCAGGAGACCAGCCUGGACAAACCCUAUGAGAGGGCCAAAAAUCCCAGCAUCGACCUUGAGGAUGGGGAAACCCAGAGCUCCCAGUGCUGUCUUGGGUCCCUGAUGGCUGCCCCUGCCAGCUCCUUGGCCCCCAGCAGCCCUGACUCUGCAGGCUCCCCAGUGUCCAGGACAGGGGACCCUUCCUACCGGUUCGUCCCCAUCCGGACCCUGGUGCUGUGCCGGCAGGCAGGUUCCAGUGCUCCCAGCACCCCAGAGCCAUCAGGACGGCUGGGACAGACCCAAUCUCUGAGGGUGGACCCAUGCUGGCAGCCAGCUGAGCCACGGGGCCGCAGCACCGCACCCCGCCGGCGCCCCACCUACUACACAGUCACAGUGCCCACCUCCUGCAUCCUGACCUCUGGCCCUGCAUGCCGCUCUGGCUCUGAUGACAGCAUCUCCGACCUCUCCAGCAUCUCCCACGCCACCUCCCCGGGCAGCAGCAGCCCUGAUAUGUCCUUUGCAGUUCCGCUGCCCCUUGCUGAGUCUGGUUACUACCCACGGGGUGCCCUCCAGCUCCUGCCACCUGCUGGCCCCCUGACUUUCCUGUACGAGCAGGAUCUGGCCCCACUGCGGUACCAGCGCCUGGUGCCCUCACGCAGCCGCAUUGUGCGCACACCCUCACUCAAAGACUACGCGCCCGCUGGGGCCCGGGGGCUCUCCAAGGCCGCCGUCACUGAGGAGCUCAAGUCAUGGCACCAACGCGCCCGGCUGAGGGGUGCCCGGCCCCACUCCCUCGACCGGCAAGGGGCUUUCCAGAGACCCCAUGGUGGGACCACCAAGGACAUGCCCAUUGCUCAUGGAAUCCUGUCACUGGUUCAGGGUCCCCCGGUGCAGGUGCUGCGACGCUCAGCAGCCGGCGUGCCCGUGCAGGUCUAUAUGCCUGAGAACGGCGAGAUUGUCACCCAAGUGUGAGUGCUCAUGUCCUCACCCCGAGGUGGGGGCACAUCCUGGCUGGCCCAGGGGCGGCAGGGACGUCUCGUGCCUCCCCACCCCGGCAUGGGGACACAGGAGGGAGCCACAGUGGGGUGGCAGGGGCUGGCCCUCACCCCAUGUUCCCUCACUGGCACUGCAGUGCUGAUAGGGACACUGUGACCCCAGUGCUUGUGGUGACCUUGGUGUCACCACGACCCUGAAUUGAGGUUCUGGUCUGUAAUAAAAGUGGUUUUUGGGAUA